Molecule: messenger RNA, 12386 nt
Organism: Lymnaea stagnalis (great pond snail)
Lineage: Eukaryota; Metazoa; Mollusca; Gastropoda; Lymnaeidae
Source: the annotation of a GenBank genome assembly
GCCACUCAGAAAAACUUCAGGUGUUAAGUUAUGUUUGUAAGCAAAGACCAGAGCCAGAUUAUUUAUUUAUUUUAGGAAGUGAGAUAUUAUACAUCGAAUGUCUCAGUUUACAUUCUUUUAGACAAUCCUGAAGUUUAGCGUCCUCAAUCAUUUCUCAUUUGAUUCUUAAGGUAAAAGUGCAGUUCAUGUGCGUAUGUUAUUUAAAGAAUUUCGUAUUUUCCCAUGUAGAUACUUUGAUAACAAAAUUGAAACUUAAAAAAAAAAAUAAACCAAUGGCCAAUGGCAUAGUUGAAUAGAGCUAACUUUUUAAAGAAUUAUAACACCAAAAUCAUAUUUUUAGCUGUUGUAGUUUUAAAGUUAUGAAUUUUUAAAGUACGACUUAAUUUGUCCUAUUUUAACAUGAUGGACCAAUGGACCGCAUCUCCAUUUUCUGAGACCCAAUCAAUUCCACUGUUGGCAUCACGAGCUAUAUAACUCUUGUUUUAAUGAUAAUUUUAUUUUCAGAACUAAUGCUGUAUUACAAAAAUUUGUUUAAUAAUGUUAACAAUUGCAGAUAAAUUGUAGCUUAAUUUAUAUCAAUAAAUUUAAUAUAAUGUAUUAAUAUAUGGCUUUUCUGUUAACCAAAUCUUUGACGUCCAUUAUAUCGAUAUUUGCUAUAUAGUCUAUAUAAGGCAACUCAUGCCCUAAUUACGAAAAUACUAUUUGGGAACUAUUGAACUUUCAACUUUGGUACAUGACUAAUUAAUUAAAGCUUUCCCUGAUGUCCUAGUUAUGCAAGACACUGCGAAUGGCCGCCAUGACAUUUUGCACACGCCGAAUUUUGAUCAUUUAUAAUAUGGACUCUGCCGGGUUUUUUAACCUCAAAUUAAAAUAUUAUUCUUUCAAUAAAAUUUAAAUUCAUUCUAAAAACAUGAGUUAUCAAAUAUUUUGAUGUAAAUAGUGGAAAUAAUUAAAUAUUUCCUACGUAAUGCCGUCUUCCGCCACUGAAAGGGGGGCGUGGCCACUUCCUUAUCGAAAUUGGGCUGAGCUACAUUACCAUAUAGGGGUUCACUUAAGUGAGCAUAACAAGUGACCGACAUGUCAGAACUCAAUGAGAAUUGACACAAAUACAUAUCGAUAGCUAAUACAGAAUAAGACUUUUUUUUAAGACAUAAAAGUUGAACUUCUAUAAGGAUUUUAUAGUGAAAGAUGCCUUAUAUUUAAAGGGGAAUCUCAAAAUACAGGUCGAUUGAAAAAUUAAAACAAAUCAAUAUAAAUGUAGGCCAAGAUGUCUACCUAAAUAUAAGGCCGGAACUCAAAUAUAUGUUGAAAGGACUCACUUAACCCAUUCGCUACUAUUGCGACCAAAUGCGACAUACCCGCCUCGCUACUAAUGCGACCAAAUGCGCCAUGACGUCUAGCAACGUACACAUAACAUCGCGAGAAGCAUUGUUGCCUUUUGAAUAGCUUUGGGAAUUUAAGGAAGUGAGAAUAGAGCUGCUUCCGUUUAAAAAAAAACUGGAUGUUUCUACCAUUUUAGGUUUGAAAGCUGCGUGGUGUUAAAGUUGGUCUAAGCUUAGCGAAUUUGUGACUCUGUUUUUACGUGAAUUAUUUUGCAAUGGCUUUUCAAUUUCUUGACUCUUUGAUUGCUGCCUCCACUUCUAAUUAUCAGAUAUAUAAUAAUUCUGACAAUGUGGAUGAAUCAGACAUUGAUAUUGAUCCAAACGCAUUGAAUUUAGAUUCAGAAUCAGAAAAUAACACCGAUGACGAUGAAAGUGACGUUGAUGAUAGCGACCCAGACACUGUCACUGAGUCUUGGUCAGACAAUUUGACCAGUGUAACUGAUAAGAUGGAGAUAUUUCAUGAGAUAGAAGGUGGCAUCCAUAACCUUCCUAUUGAAAGCAGUCCAAUUGACUAUUUCAAACUGUUUUGACUGAUACCAUGGUGGAAAUUAUUGUAGUGGAAACCAACAGAUAUGCUGAGCAACAGCAGACUACUAAGGGCCGAAAAGACACUCAGUGGAAGGCCAUCACUAAUGAGGACAUUUAUAAAUUUUUAUACAUAAACAUUAUGUUUGGGCUCCAUAAAUUGCCCACUACUAAAUUGUACUGGUCCAGUGACAAACUAUGGAGGGUCCCUGCAGUUGCAGAUGUUAUGGGGCGCACCAGAUAUGAAAAAAUAAGUCAAUAUUUUCAUAUCACUAACAGCGAACACACUCCUGCCAAAAAUAGUGUCAACUAUGAUCCCCUGUUCAAAGUGAGACCACUACCUGACCAUAUUAGGAGUGUGUGCCAAACAGCGUAUAAACCACAAUGACAGCUGUCAGUGGAUGAGGCAAUGGUUGGAUUUCGUGGCCGAUUAUCCUUCAAACAAUACUUGAGCAACAAGCCAACUCCAUGGGGCAUCAAAAUUUGGUGCUGCGCAGAAGCCAAAACCGGUUAUAUUCUUAACUUCCAAGUCUAUACCGGCAAAAAUAACAAUCCAUCAGAGCAUGGACUCGGAUAUAAUGUUGUCAUGAACAUGAUGGAACCAUACCUGGAUAGGUACCAUGAAGUUUUUUUUGACAACUUCUUUUCCUCCCCCAAACUCGCAGAGGACCUCCUACAUCGGAAGACGUACAGCUGUGCAACCAUUAGACCUAACAGAAAAGGCUGGCCACCACCCAAAUCAAAACAGAAGAGGGGUAGUGUCAAAAUUAAACAGAAGGGUCUAAUGGUUCCCACACAAUGGACUGACAAACGGCAAGUCAACAUACUUUCAACAAAUUCUGACCCGGUGGUUACCACAGUGCAACGCAGGUCGAAACAUGGAAUUGUGGACACAGAGAUCCCAAUGCCUGUUGUUAACUACAACUCUGGUAUGUUUGGUGUUGACUUGUCGGACCAGCAUCAUGCCUACUAUCUUGUGGGCAGAGCAUCCACGAAGUGGUGGAGGUAACUCUUUUGGUACAUCAUAGACCUCUCAAUGGUCAACAGCUUUCUCUUGAUGAAAAGCGCCAAACCAACAGAUGCCGCAGACUCUCCUGCCAAAAAUCAUCUGCUAUUUUGAAAAGCUGUUUUGGACCAACUUUUGACUGGAGCUACACAAUGCAGGCAACCUGACACACCAGCACAUGUUAAGCCCAAUGCCUAGCCGAAAACGAAGGUGCUACCACUGCUCUGUUAAUGGCAACAAGAUGGACAGCGGUAGAACCAGAGAGAAGACAACAGGCUGUCAUUUAUGCCAGGUCCACCUACAUAAGGGCUACUGCUUUUCAAAGUUCCACAAAACACUUAAACAAUAAUAAAUGACAAACAAUGGGGGUCAACGCUAAGAAAAAGCUGUGUAAAUUUGAAAACUUAUUUUUCCAGAAUUUAUUUAAAAUAUAUUUGUCAAUUAAAGUAUACAAACAUAUACAUUUUUAAAAAUGUAUAUGCAAUUUUCUAUUUUUAAAUGUAUGUCUUAUCAUUUUACGUUGAUGUUUACUUGUUUAAAACCAUUUUUAUUUAACAUGGGGGUGCAUGUUUUUGAGAGUGAUCUCCCCUUGCUUAAUAUUUCAGGGUGGGUUUUGGUGUUAGUGGUUAGUAGCGAAUGGGUUAAUAAUAAAUAGACACACACAUCAGAAAAUUAAAAACUCUGAUUUUUCGGCGCCGAUUGCCAUUUCCGAUACACAAAAAGUAGUAGCCUCCCUUGGUUUACCGAAGUACCUAUCCCAUGUAAACUGAUCAAAUGUCAAUCAUCUUCAAUCUUUACCAUCAUUAUCAUGAAUGUCAAACGACUUUUCAAUGUUUAUUCCAAGCAGUCAGUUGAGUCAGUAAUACUCAACAGUUAACUAACAAUAAAUGGCACAGCGUUUACUUUUAUUUGAUUUUUAAAGCAUCUUUGAGCAGACUCUGGGUGUACAGUACAUUGCCCAUGAUUGCCGUGAAUGAAUGAGCUCUCUAGUCUCUACUAUAACUCUAUACUAUAUGUUUAUUUUUGUAAAUUUGGAGAGAUAUCACCGUGGUCGCCAUCUUGAUUGCCAAGACACGCAAACUUAUGUCCUAAACCUAACCUGAACCCUAAAUCUAAACUUAACGUGAACCCUAAAUUUAUCCCUAACCUGGGGUUUGACCCUAAAGGAACCAGGGUUUUGACCCUGAAAGAACCAUGGUUUUGACCCUAUUGGAACCAGGGACAAACAUGCAAAUGACAUCAGGGUGCUAUCUCAUCAAAUUAGCUGUUUUUUCUAUUCACCCUAAAAAAAUCAAAUUAUUUUACAAUAUAUCGCCUGCGUGACCUUAGACUUGGACUUAGUUUUAAUAUUUGGUUUUGAUGUUUGGAGUGAGGUGAAAAGUCUCUAUUCUGAGUAGUAACUGUCUAACUAAGAUAAGAAAGGAAAUUAGGUUAUUUAUAUAAGUUAUAUUCUGUGCUCUGGCACCUUUUUUAGGCAGAAUUUAACUUAAUUAAAGUUGACUAAGUGUUAAUUUUUUUAAAUCAAACAAAUUUGAGUUCCGACACCAUUAUUGUUAUUCUUGAAAAGUUUUUUUCUAAAGAAUCAACCUAUUUCAUAAUUUGUAGAUUUUUGGUUAUUCAAAUACCAUCUUUUUGUACUGAAACUAAACAGCAAUUUAAAAAAUUCAACUCUAAAAAAAUGCCAGUUAUCUAUUGUCAUUUACAGCGACAUUUCUUUGUCUAUACAAAGACCUCAUCCUGACAAUAAUCAAUUAGCCAUUACUUUAUCUUAAAUUCAUGAUUAAAAUUCCCUGUAAAAACAAAAUAUUACUAACGGGCCCAUUUUGUUAAUCCUACUGACAUUGAGUCUUAAAAUCACCCCUAAUGGAGAGAUACAAAUUUCAUAAUUAAAUAUGAUCAAAUAAAUUCACUGGUUAGAGGCCUUUAAUUUAUUACGUUAAAAGAGGUUAUACACCAAAAUAAUGUAUAAUAUUAAUCCUUUUGCGAAGAUGUUGAUUAAUACUUCUUUUAAUCUUUAAAUUCUAGGAGGAAGUUUUAAAGAUGAGGAACCUCUUGGCUCGUAUGUCCUCACGCCAUAUCAUUCUUCCAGCUUUAGCUGCUACUGGCUUCUUGUACAUUCUUAUCUAUCUUCUAUUUUCUACCCCUGCAAGCUACGUACAUAAACAUUCAAAUCCAGCUGCCUUUGAUUCUGAUACAGGGGAAUUUUUAGAUGCCAAAACUUUGCUUCGAAAGAAGAGUUCAAAAGGGAGAGAGGUGAGCUCUAUAUCUAAAUCUCGAAUUUUGUGUUCAAUCGUUCUUAAAACAGUAUUUAUUAUUUCUAAUCUUCUUUAAGAUGCACAUUUUUUUUUUUAAAAGGAAUGAUCCAUAUUCAAAGUAUUAUACGGACUACCAACUAGAUUUUUUUUGGGAAUAUCUUUGUUAAUUUUACAAAUAGCUAUGGUUAACUUUGAAUAAGUGUGUUCUCAUUGACAAUUUGCUAUUGACUCUGCUUGAAAUUUUAUCCCUCUAAAUAAUGUAUUAUAAAUGUUUUUAUUUGGAAUUAAUUAUAUAGAUUUUGCAUGUUAAUGGUUCCCUAUUAAUGUUUUUGUAUAUUUAAACAUUUAACUUUCAUUUUCCAAUCAAAGAAGGAGACACUCCUGCCUAAAAAUGGACAUGGCAUCUGGGUUGAAGGCCGAGACAUUGAGAUCAUGAGUGCCAUUCAUGAUCUUCAUCAUCAGAAUACAUCUGAGACGCGAAUCGUCUUACCUUCAUUCUUGCGACAUUCAUCAAAUAGAAAUUUCUUGUGCUGUUUUCAGGCCUCUCCAGCAUCCCUUGACUACGUGCAGGUCUUUCGUUAAAUUUCUAUUUUUAGGUUUUCAUAUAUAUCGAUGAACAUGGCAAUACAGAAGUUAACAUUAACAAUCUAUUGCAAUUUUACAUAAUUUUUUGUUGUUAUUUUAUCAUUUUUUUAUUUUUAUAAUAAUUUUUAAGAUAAAAAAAAAAAAGAUUUGUGAACAUUAAUUUUCUUCAUAUAAUUAUUUCUUCUUAUCUCCAGAUAAAAGCCAACCUUGACUUUAUAGACUUAAGGUUUGUAGUAGAUCUUCAGAAUGCAGCAUUUGAAUGCGUGCUGAACACAACUGCAGAAAAGAGUAAACGUCUUCACAAGUUGGUUUUUUUUGCAGCAGAAACAUGUGAUCAAAACAUUUCAUCCCCAUUAAAAAUUAUUUAUCCGGAAUUGAGAUCAUUUGAAUUUGCUGUAUGCACAAAGGUGAGAAAUUUACUAAAAGUCUUGAGUUGCAAUUUUUUUUUUUAUGUUUAUCAUUCACCCUUUUUUUGUGGCGCUCUCCUUUAUUCUUUUGUGUCUUACUUGUGGCAGCCAUAAAUUGGCUAAAGUAAUCGUAUUUUAUCUAGAAUCUUGGAUGAAAAAAAAAUGUGCAGAGCUCAUUCAAAUUUGUAAAUACAACAUUUGUGUUUCUGAUUGCGUUGGUUGAUGAGGUUCCUUCUGUAAAGUUCUUUAACAUCACUUACAAAAUAAUCAGCUUUAAUUUGACAGGGGUUUAGGAAGGGGAGAUAAGUGUGGGCUCUCAAAAAGGAUUUAGUCCUAAUGAGGGAAACCAAUGGCCGGUGGUCCACAUGACACCUGCUAAAAAGUUAAAUCAUUUAGGGAAUUGGAUAAAUGUUUUUUUUCUAAAUGUACAAAUUUUGAAUUAUUAUCUGUAUUACAGCCUUUGAAAAUUAAUAGUGGCAUUGUAAAAUUGUCUUCUGCAUAAAAGUAUUUUUUUAUUUGGCUCAACUUAUUUCAGUGUGCAAACUUUCUAUUCUACCCAUUUCAGCAAGUUCUUUGAUUCCAGAUUAUGGAAAACUAAUGGAAAAACUAUUUGAAGCUACGAAAAUCUUACUGAAUAUUUUUUUAAGUAAUUAACUUAAUGCUAACGGCUUAUCACUAUCUGCACUAGUAACUAGUUAUCAGUUGUUAUCUGCACUAGUACUACUAGUAGCUAGUUAUCAGUUGUUACCUACACAUAGUAACAAGUUAUCAGUUGCUACCUACACAAAGUAACAAGUUAACAGUUGUUACCUACACAUAGUAAUAAGUUAUCAAUUGUUACCUACACAUAGAAACAAGUUAUCAGUUGUUAACUGUUACUUUUCAUCUCACCAUAAUAAUUUUUAAUUUUGUAAAUAUGUGUUUAAUUAUGGCCCAGAACCAUACAUGCCAACCUGUACGGUUUACCCCAAACUUUGUACAGCUUUUAUUCAUUUGCAGAGGUGUAUGCCACACAGGAUUUUUGUAUGGUUUUUUCAUGAAUUUAGAAAAGAAAUAUUUUUGCACAAGACAUUCAAAACUGGCGGUUGCAAUAAAUUAAACCUUUAAACAACACGAAGCUUAAAUCUCACUGGCCAUCUAAAUUAAGAAACUGGGCCUGGUUUCAUUGAUAUCAUUCUUUAAUACUAAUGCAGCAUAAUACGGUAGUAACUAAUUUGAGUAGUGAACCAUAAUCACAAAUCCAUUUGUGCAAUUCAUUACAAGCAUUGUGGUGCUAGUAAGUACUCUUUAAAUUUCUCUUAAAUAAUUAAAUGUGUUUAAUAUUACUAUCAAAGACUAGUAUUAGUCAUUAUUCCUAUUUAUUACUAAGGUUUUGCUUAUUCAACAUGUUAUUGCUUUCAAAGGCUAAAAGCGGGUGUGAUCAUUUCAUUGUAUACUUAUUCAGAGCUGAAGUAGGUGAGAAUGGUAGGCCAUAUUACAUUAUAUUAUUUUUUCUCCAGCUGAAAACUUCCUAUUAACAUUAUUAGAUGCUAUCCACAUAGGGCAUAAACUUUAAGAAAUGUCUAUCCUCGUGACAUUUUCCUCCAGUACCUAAUGUUGAAACAAGAGACUAAAUGUUGACAGUAAUCUGAACUUGAUAAAUUUGAUAAAACUGACGUGACAAUAUAUUAUUUCAUUCAUUUAAAUAUAAGAAUCUGUAUUACUACAGCUAGCAUAAUUAACCAAAGAACUAUGUCUUAUUAUAUGAUCCUGAAGUGUCAAAGUGUCCUCGUUUUAUAGCCAUUUUCAUUGUUUCUAUAGUAUAGUAGUUACUAUCCCAGUGUCUCAUUUGUAUUUACUUAGUUUACAUGUUUUAAUAAUUGUAAAGCGCUUAGAGCUUUAUGAUAAGCGCUAUAUAAAAAUGCCUAAAUAAAUAAAUAAAUAUAAAUUGUUAUCAAACUUGCUAUUGAACAGUGUAAAAAUACUCAAAAUUUGACAAAAGUUGGUUAAAAAACCAGCUAUUUUCAUUUUUUUUAAAUCCGAUUCACUCAUUUAUGAAUGAUCUAACAUGCUUUAAAAAAUGUGUGUGCAUCAAAAGGAAGAUAAUUCAUUUUUUUUUUAAUUCAUGCAUUCAAAACUUAGGGGGAAAAAUAAUGAAAAAUUGAUAAAUUAUAACUUUUCCGAGUUUUCAUUUCUGUCUGUACAAUUUUUUCAGGCUGUUAUACAGAUUUUUGGGGAAAUUUUUGUGAAUUUUUUUUACCCCACAGGUUGGCAUAUUUGGUGGAGCCCCAGAUUCCUAGACAAUGAUCAUGCCCAAAAAAGUUACCCACCCCUGGCGCAGUUUCAUGUGAUUAAAAUUUAACGGGGCGGGUUCUUGAAUUUAAUGGAAUUCUCAAAAUUGUCUGGCAUGCUGGCCCUUUUUCUUUAAUGAUUAUAUCCCUUAUAUUAACCUAAACCUUCAUAUAUUUGGAUGAGAGAUUAUCUUUCUUUCCUCAGGUGGCUUAUUUAAGACUUGAGCCUCACCGGCUGUUAGAGUGGUUCAUAUUCAUGCAGCUGAUCGGAGCAAGCAAAGUCCUUACAUUUCACAACAAUCUCGACGCUGAUUCGCUCCGGGUGUUUGAGUAUUAUGUGCGGACUGGGUUCUUGGAGUUGGUGGAAUACAGGCCUCGUAGUAAAAUAGGUGCAUAGCAAUGCUGAAUUAUUAACAGUUCUUUUUUUAAAUUAAAAAAUACGUGACAAUUGCUUGAAGGGUAAAGCCUUAGUUAAGAUCCUUAGUUCCCAGUUAUUUUAGUCCUGAGUGUAACUUCAUCACCGCUGGAAUCAACAUAACAUUUUUCUGUUACAGCGGCUCUCAACCUGUGGGUCGUGACUCUUUUGGGGGUAGAACGACCAUUACACAGGGGGUGCCUAAGAUCAUCGGAAAACACAUAUUUAUGAAGUAGCAACAAAAAUAAUUUAAUUGGGGGGUGGGGGGUGUCACAACACAUGAUGAACUGUAUUUAAGAGUCCUGGCAUUUGGAAGGUUGAGAACCACUGGCCUAUUACAUUAUAAAGGAAGGUGUCGAAGUGCAAUGAUUAAUUUAACAAUAUAUAAACAAAAAUUUUUAUUUCUUCAGGAGGCCCCGAUGUGAAAUUCACCGAGACAAAUGGACAGACACGCCAGGCUCGCCAGGAUAAAACCCUUGUUGUUCGAGAUUGUCAGUAUCGACUGGGUGGUUACAAUUUUGUCAUGACCAUAGACUUUGAUGAGCUGCCUGUACCUAUACGGCCCUUUGCGUCUGUGAAUUGGAUCGUGCAGGUUUGUACAUUCUCAAAUUUCAUUCUGCCUGUAGGCAUUCUUUAUAUUUUGAUACUGAUCAUGUUCUUUGUCACACAUUUUGCCAGCUGGAUAAAUUGGUAGCUUACACCGAUAUUUUAACUAAUGAUUCCACACACAAACACAUUCUUCCCACUCUUCUCACGGCUCUCACAUGCUCUCUCUCCUUCAACUUCCCCUUGUUGGCCACUGAAGCCCCAUUUAUUUUAACUUAACUUAUUAAAUGGAGCUAAUGAACACUUUUUUAAUAUUUCACUACAAUGAACUUCUGAUAUAAAAACAUUUCUCUCUUAUAUGAUAUAAAAACAUUUCCCUUUCAUAUGAUAUUCAAACAUUUUCCUCUCAUAUUAUAUAAAAACAUUUCAUUGUCAUGUGAUAAAAAAGCAUUUCUCUCAUAUGAUAUUAAAACAUUUCCCUCUCAUAUGAUAAAAGAAAACUUGUCAUAGAACAGAUCAAAAUAAUUUUCUAUCUCUUAGAACCUUCUGAUGAAUCACAGUGACGCCAGUGCCUUUAGGAUGGACCCUAUACUUCUACCGCCAGAGUGGUCAAACCCCAAACCGGGCCUCUACCACUGGCAGUUCACAUCCGGCACACAUAUUGAGCCGUACUGUAGAAAGUGGAUCUAUUUCCCCAAACGUACAUGGCUGGCUGCUACCCAUGAAAGCAUACCAAAGGAGGGUUAUAAAACGUAAGGGUGUCUUCUUGUGUGCUCACUUUGAUGCAGAGUUGUAAUCAGAAAUUUAAAUGGACUUAGUGGACUUAUAAUUUUUUUUUAAAAUAAUAUUCUUCAGCUUCUCAAAUUAUUAUUAUUAUUAUUUUUUUUGGGACAAUCUUGCACAUUGGUACUGGAAUAGGAUUUGAUAUGCAAAAAUGGUAUCGAUUCUAAGGCCAAAUAUGUCUAACUUAAGAUUAUACAUUGGUAGCUGUGGGUUGGUGAAGUAUUUUCUCUAGUGUUAUCUAGAUCAGUCUCUUAAAAACAGUCAGCCCUAAUUUUCACGUUUAUAUGGCGGCAGACCUAUUGUAAAAGGGUAAGAGUGUCCGCCUCACAACUUAAGUGAUAGUGGGUUUGAUUUUGUCUGGAUUCAUCCCUGACCUUGAGCUAAUAUCCAAAUUGAAUGGACUCAUCGGUCCAAUACAUUUGUAAAUACUUCCGGGAAAAUUUUGUAAAUAUUACAAUCUAACCUCCUUUGGAUAUUUAUUAUUUUUCAUACACACUUCAAUGACAAUGGCUUCAUAUUUUUUUUAAAAAACAACAAAACCCAUGUUUUGUUUUGUAAUUUUCAUUCAGGUACACCAUGCCAGAGUCUGUGCUGCACUUUCUCCAUUUCCGAACCUGCAAACCUGACUGGCUGGAUGUCGGCUGUGACAACUUGACCCUAAGCAUAAAAAAUGAACGUGUCCUUGACAGGUUUUCUGGGACCAUGCUACAGAAAUUACGUAAGAUGCCUCUUGAAGAUUUAAUACCCGAUAAAAGGUAUGUAGAGCAGAUCAGAAAACCCCCAAGGAACCAAGCAGAGGCAAGAAAGACGUCUGAUGAUUCAAUAGAGAGUAUUCUCAAUUAAAACAGAACAAGAUUGAAAUUAUGAUGUGGGCCUGGUGCUUCUCUGCAGAUAAAUUCUCUGACAUGACCUAUGGCAGUUGAAUCAGCUAACAUUAUAAAGGCAGUGAUUUGAUGAACAAAACUCAUACCCAUAGGGUACAACAACACUGUUGAAAAAUGGAAGAAGCCAAAAUGAUAUUGGCCUGGCAGGAAUGGGUCACAACAACGGGAUACAUCAAUGUGGAAAUUUAAGUGUGGCAAAAAAAAAAGUGCAAAAUAAAUUGAGCCAGUGUUUUGUUAAGGAGUUACUUCAUUUUGGUAAAAAAACACAACAAAAAAUAAACAUGACGGGGAGCAGAGACCCAGACCCUAUGGGAGAAACCCUUCCGUCAGAUCUGUGACCAGCUUUGUCAAGAUGAAUUCACAGGCAGUGUUCUGUGAUGCUGUAUUGAUCAGAGAUCUGACAGUUGCAUGAAGCACAUGGAACAAAAAAAGACGUCCGCUGCAACACAACUCCACUAAUGUUGUGAUUGUUAUGUUAAAGUUAAAAUUUCACCUCGUUUGGUUCCUACCGGUACUGAAAAUAUAUUUUAAAUUAAACUGUGCAGUUAUCAGCAAAACAUUUUUUUAUUUAUUUAGAGCUUUAUUCAAAAUUGUACUCAUGCAGUGAUUUGUACAAUUUUGAGUGCCAGAGUGGUCUAAUCUGAGUCAAUCUCAACCUUAUGGUCUGGAGUUCAAUCCCCACCAAAGACCCAGCCUAGCAAAAAUAUCACUUGCACCCUGGGUGGAUGGGACCCCAUAACCUUGGAUGGCAAGUGAAGGAAACUCUGAAUUCGAACCCAGAGAUGGAGUUCAUUAGGCGGAUAACAUUGACACAAGAACAAUUCUGACAACUCCUGCGGCGCUAUUGGUGCCAAGCUGUAGCUUCCACAUAUGAUGUUCCCUUGGGUUAUCCAGGUGCUGGAGGGAGGCAAUUUGUCGUCUUAGGAACCAUCUUAUAAUCUAAAAGAAAAAUCCAGUCAACACCAUCGUCACAUUGUGACGGACUGAUGCCAGAAAGAAAAAAAAAUGCAUUUUUAAUGUUGAAUACGUUGGAAGUUUAGUUUUUUUGAGAUCAUAACUCACCACGUCAAAAACUUGAUAUUCACCUCCUUCGUUGAAUCACAUUGCUGCCCAGGUCUCUGACAUGGCACCAAGUCUUGCCUCACCAAGAUGUAUAAUGUUAGCUGUGUUCGUAAAUGUUUUAAAAAACAUUUUUACCAUAUAUAAGCUAUAAGAGCAGUGUUCUGCACUGUCAAUGUGUAAUCUUUUAUGCACAAGUGUUAUGUUAUAGGAUAUUUUUAAUCGCCCUAACUAAUUAUACAGCAUAUCUUUAUUGACUUUAAAUCCAU